CCGAACGUAAACCGGUGUGGACGUCGUGCUGUCUUCGACAUUUUAAUAAUCGCGCUACGAUCGUGUUUUGACAACACGGUGUCUCGGAACUUCUUAAAUAUAACGGAAUAGUUUUUGAAGUGAUAGCAAUUUAUACGAGGGGUGUUCAAAAAAUAAUGAACUGUGUUUUAAAAAAUAUUGUGUGCAAAAAAGUUUAAGAACUACACCUCAAAAAGUUUGUUAGUGAAUUUAUUGGACUGCGACAGUGUUUACGUUUUCGUGGACAACCAGCAGAGAAAGACGUCUAACCUACAUCCAGGGCGACGAAGACGCAUCCAAAGUGAAAGUUAAGGCUUACUGCUUUCGUACAUGUCUUCUGUAUUUGGACUGUCAAAAGACGUUUAGAGGACAGUUUUGUUGAGGGCAAGACUUUUCUUUUAUAGCUAAAGGAAUAAUUGAAAAACUUCCGGGCGCUUAUGGGAAAGAUCGCAGCUGGGUGACCCGAAAACUGUAAUAAAAAUAAACGUUUCACUGGAAGAUUUAUAUCGUCUUUGAAGUACGAUAUCUUAGGAUGAUUUAUAGUGAGUGUCUUGUGAGGAUGCGUUUUGGGAAGCCUGAAUAGAGAGCUGGCAGCGAUUUAUUUUUCUAGCUUUAUGAGGGAAAGAAGGUCGUUGCCGAUUAGUAGCGAAGUGGCGCUAAAGAGUGACAAAGAUGGAACUGGGAAGUUGGUGGUGAACUCUGUGCUGUGUGGUGUGGUGGAUGAACUGUCUAACGGAAGGACUGGCAGGCGAGGCUCGUGGGUUCGUCACGCCGUCAUGGGGGUGCUCCGGUGGAAGGACCUGACAGGAGUCAGGACCACCACACCUACCGAACAAAAAGAGGUUGGACGGCCAGAGAAAUGCCGCUCCGUAUCAGCUGGUGGCACUGGGGGUGCAACGAUAAACGAGCGGCACUCCUACGCAGAGGGCAGAGUGCCAGCACCCCAUGGUACUCCGUCCUCACCUGGCGCAGCGGCUGCGCAGCGAAAAGUUGCUGCCGCUUGCUUCGCCAGCCGCCGCCUCUUAGAGGAAACUCUUGCUAAAAGUGGAAACCCACCAACAAUAGUUUUACCACCAAAAGGCUACUGGGUAGAUGGAGUAGAAGAUACAAUGCCUGAAGGCGAAGAUGUCGAACCCCGAGCACAACCUGGCACCCCAAGACAAGCGUCGAGGCGACAUAACAUCGACACCGACAACAGCGCCAAGUACUACCGGCGAUUCUUCCUUGGCAAGGAACACAUAAAUUUGGUCGGAUCUGACGAGAAUCUCGGUCCGGUAGUGAUGUCCCUCAAGAACGAACACGUGGCUAGUCAGGAUCACACUAGAAUAUUAUUGAGGUUUCGCACGCAAACCAUACAUGGACUUAUACCCACCACUAGAUCAGGAGUAGUGCAAUCGCCCCUUGAAAUGGCAAAAAUGUUAAACGACCAAGUGAACAUUGACAACUUCACGCCCGUCAUGUGUCUCAACGCGUCAUCCCUGAUAGCGCAGUACGACGAACAUGUUUUAGUAAACUGCUUCAAGUUUGGAGUUCUAUACCAGACUUACGGGCAGACGACAGAAGAACAACUGUUCGGCAACAACGAAAUAUCACCAGCGUUCGAGGAGUUCCUAGACAUGCUGGGACAGCGGAUCAAAUUGAAAGACCAUAAAGGCUACCGGGGCGGUCUGGACAUUAUAAACGGCCACACAGGCACGGAAGCCGUUUAUGAGACGUACAACGACCGCGAAAUAAUGUUUCACGUGGCGCCCUUAUUGCCACACACCGCCGGCGACGCUCAGCAACUGCAGAGGAAAAGGCACGUCGGCAAUGACAUCGUAGCGAUUGUAUUUCAGGAGAAGGCAACACCUUUCACACCUGACAUGAUAGCAUCACACUUCCUCCACGCGUUCAUCGUGGUCACACAUCUGGAAUCUGCUGGUGGGGAGACCAGGUACAAAGUGGCCGUCACCGCUCGUACUGACGUACCAUUCUUCGGGCCGACUCUCCCGCAGCCGUCGAUAUUCCGCAAGGGGCGAGAGUUCAAAGAAUUCCUCCUUACGAAGCUAAUAAACGCCGAAAACGCGUGUUACAAAGCAGAUAAGUUUGCUCAACUUGAGUUAAGGACCAGAGCAUCACUACUGCAGAACUUGGUGAAUGAUCUGAAGACGAAGACGACAGAGUUUUUGGGCGCUGGAGUGAGGUUGGAGCCAGGCGCGGUCUCGCCACAACCUGAUGGCACCCCAAAACAAGAUGGCCCUGGAUCACGUUUCAUCGAUACAGUGAAAAAGGCGUUAAUUUCUAAAGUCAGAUCACCAAGUGUAGACACGAAUCUCUCAGGCGAUAGCAACAAGAAUGCUCUAAAUAAAAAUAAGUUCGUUCCGAAUGAAACUCAUACUCCUAAUAGCGCUCGUUCCAAGUCAUCAGUGGCGUCGUCGUCUGCAUCGGCGGUGUCGGUUCGGUCAGCGGGUGGGUCGGGCGCAUCGCAUGCGUCAGGCGAGUCCAGCCCAGACGUGACGUCACGCGCUGCGCCCCCCCGUCCCCCUCUCACCGACCAUAGCGACGACUCCAGUCUCAACUCUGUGGAUUUAGACCCGCUUGGUGGAGUGUACGUUGAUAGUGACACGGGUCUCGAAUCUAUGUCCUCGGCUGAAGCGGGGGCAGCGUGUGGGGGUUGUGCAGCGGGAACAGGGCGUGAGGUCACGCCUCGAGACGCUGAGAUGUUACGCCAAGAAGUGUGCCGCCUCAAGAACGAUAAACUUGACCUGCUCAAACAAAAUAUCACAUGGCAAAAUGAGAUCAAAAGUCUACGUGAGAAAGAGUUGACAUUACAAGCGGAGCUGAACUCCAUGUCGAGGGAAAUGCGGAGACUUCGGGAACAACAGGUCACAGGCACCAUCAUACCCAACCCAUCAACACACGACUCCACCGCUUAAAUAUAAACCUUAAACUCAUUGAUAUAAGAUACCUAUUCAAAGUACACACGUACGAUUCUUAUAUGACGCCACCGCUUAACGUAUCUUGAACUCUAUGCCUUCGCAUUAAGGUACGUCUUGAUGACUACUGUGGAAGAGAUCUGAUUAUAAAUGACCAAGUAAGGUAAUCUGGGAUUUAGGAUGUUUUGCUAAACAAAUGUUUUAGUAGUAGUUACUUGAUGUCGCUACAUUAUAUAUAUGUACGUUGCUCUCUUUACAAUUUGUAGCGAUUAUGUGCAAUAUUGUGUUCUUAUAUACGACUGUGCAAUCAAACAAGGUAAAUUGCAUUGUUUAAUUGUUAUUUUUAUGUAGAAAAUUCUUCGUAUUAAAUAAUGCUAUUUACAAAGUUGUGAAGCUGAACAGUUUGCAAUACAGAUGUUGUUUAUAUUAUAAAGUAGCAAAACUAUUCCUUAUAUUUAUUUACCUAUAUAGAUGUCCCAGUUUAUUAUAUUAGUAAUACUAAAUUACUUCUUAGGUCGUGGCUUGACUGACUAUUAAUGAGAAAUGCUAAAACUUCGACAUAAUUAUAACGAUUCUAUAGUUAAUUAGAGAGAAUAUGAUUCGAAUCUUUUUAUAUGUUGUUAUACCAAAACUGAAUUGUUAAUUACGUUGUUUCUCUUGUACAUUAAACUUU
This is a messenger RNA of Spodoptera exigua (beet armyworm), 3606 nucleotides long. The record is from the annotation of a GenBank genome assembly. Lineage: Eukaryota; Metazoa; Arthropoda; Insecta; Lepidoptera; Noctuidae.